AACUUUUAUUUUCAAACAAUUCCAAAUUUCACGAUAAUUCAAGAAAACUUCCAAACAAUUCUAAAAUCAUCAUGAAAUUCUUUACCUUAUUACUUGCUCUCGCGAUCGUAGCUUUCAGCACAUUCGUUGCUGCUACGCCAGCUAAACAGGAAAAAGGCAGUGAUCAUAUUAGUAGAGUCCCGUCAGCUAUCGAUAAUCAAAAAAGAGACGGUGCAUCAACUUCUAAUUGGAAAAGAGGCGACGACAUUAGUAGAGUAGGAGAAACUAAAGAUAAUAAAGAUAAUAAGAAUAAAAGAUCUUUGACGGAAAGACAGGCUAAGUGCCCAUACGGAUAUCAUUGGUGUAAUGAUAUAUACGGCGGUUGUUGCCCGAAUAAUACAAUUUGCGCAGUUAAUUAUAAAUGCAUUGUACAUUGCUAAAUAAAGUUUUGUGCACCCACCUUUGGUUAACGUUAACACCAAAGGUCUAUUUUUGCGUAGGAAUGUUCUCUAUAAUUGUUAGAAUAAUGUUUGAUUUUUAUUUGAGUAUUUAAUUAUUAUUAUUUUUAGUAUUACUUAACAGUUAAGAAUUUUUGCUUUUUCAUG
Rhizophagus irregularis DAOM 181602=DAOM 197198 is the source of this 584-nucleotide messenger RNA. RefSeq lists its product as uncharacterized. The record is from RefSeq and is a predicted model, not a curated record. Lineage: Eukaryota; Fungi; Glomeromycota; Glomeromycetes; Glomerales; Glomeraceae.